Camellia sinensis is the source of this 1187-nucleotide messenger RNA. Lineage: Eukaryota; Viridiplantae; Streptophyta; Magnoliopsida; Ericales; Theaceae. The record is from RefSeq and is a predicted model, not a curated record.
CUUUAGUGGUACCACUUUUCCGACUUCAAAUGUGUUUUUUCCCGAUAUUUGUCUUAUUCAACUUGAAAUGAAAAAAUGGGAGCAAAGUGAGUAUGAUUGCAUUCGAUUGAUGGCCGGUCCAAUGAGAGUGAAAUUUCAAAAAUAUUGGGAAGAAUGUUCUUUGGUGUUAGCAAUUGCAGUGGUUCUCGAUCCGAGAUUUAAAAUGGACUUGGUGGAAUACUACUUUGGGCUUAUUUAUGGUGUUGAUGCUAAUAAGCAUAUUCAGAGGGUCCGUAAUGGUUUUGUUGAUCUUUUUUAUGAGUAUAGGAGUGAUUCUUCUGAUUCUAUGAGUAGCAUUGCACUUGUUUCUGAAAAUAGUAGCUCAAGUGGUAGUCAGUUGCUUGUCGGUUCUUCGAAACAAGAAAGUUUGGCUGCUUUUCAUGCGUGGUAUGCCCAAGAACGUGCUUCUAACAUUCAUGCCUAUCAAAAAUCAGAGGUGGAGCAAUACUUGGAGGAGUUGGUGUUUCCAAGUAAUGAGAGCUUCAAUAUUCUACAUUGGUGGAAAGUGAAUAAAGCAAAAUUUCCUACUUUGGCAAAGAUGGCUCGUGAUGUUUUAAGUGUUCCAGCCACUACGGUUGCAUCAGAGGCGGCGUUUAGUGUAGGAGGUAGGGUGAUUGAUGAAACACGUGCUUCAUUACUUCCAGAUAUUGUGGAGGCCUUGAUCACUUGCAAUGAUUGGAUUGAAUCAACCAAAAAUAGAAAUGUAGAAGAAUGCAGACAUGAGUAGAUGGAUUGAAUUGAAUCGAAUCACUUGAAGUAGAUGGGUUUGAUAAUGAGCUUAACAAAGCGGUUGCUAUUAAAGUUAUUGACUUGGAAGAAUCGUGAGUAUAUAGCUUUAAUUAUCUCUUACUAGAACUGCUUGUGGUGAAAUGUGGUUACAUAACUUUUCUUCUUGGAGCUUGAUAUUCUUGGAUUGAGCUGUGAAUAAGUAUUGGAUGAGUGGCAAAUUGAUUGAGAAUUUUAGAGGCCUAUAAAUUUGUAGGAUUAAUUAUUGUUAUCAAGAUUUACAUUGAAAAGUUUUUAUGUUGAAAACAAGUCUAUAAAUUUGGAUUAGCUUUCAAGCAAUGUGCAAUUUUUGUCUAUAAAUGGAUAGUAUACUUCUGCAGAGGUUUAAAUAUUAAUAGUGCUUAUGUGAACUGCUCUGGUUA